AUGAGCGCUAUAAGGCCAUUUAUUUCUCGUUUGUCUACCUUUCUUCGCAAGAAACCGUUUCCCAUGCCUUCUCCCGGGUCACCUUUACCGCCUGGCAUACUCGUUGAUGAAGAGAUCUCUCCAGUAUACGAUUCCAAGUAUUUCUACCCAGCGAAGCCUGGAGAGAUAUUCGCCGAUCGUUACCAAACCCUGGUCAAGGUUGGCUGGGGUGUGUCUUCAACAGUAUGGCUCGCGCUAUACAGGCAUAUCAAAGGGUCAGAGCUCGUCUUGGCACUGAAAAUCAUUAAUAACAAUGCAAGUUCCGCUGAUCAUGAGCGCAAGGUUGAAGAGUACAUUUCCACAGCAAACCCAUCACAUCGCGGCCGUUCACUUAUUAGGACUUUACUAGACUCGUUUAAAGUCAAAGGUCCAGAAGGUUCUUAUUCGUGUCUUCGGCGCUUUGACGAUAAAAAGUUGCCACUGCCCCUUAUUAAAACAUACAUUCGUGCUCUUCUUACGGGGCUUGAAUAUCUUCACAAAGAAUGUAGGAUAGUUCAUGCAGAUCUAAAGCUUGAAAAUAUCAUGAUUCUCAACUUGAAAAAACCGAUGGCUUUCAAAAUUGAUUCGACGGGACGACCAGUGUAUCAGUCCCGUAAUGACUUUGGGCCUCUCAAAAGCCUGAGAAGUAUACCACAGCUUGUCGACUUUGGCUUGGCAACCAGACUUGAGAAAGACGAUGACUGGGGCGUGUGGCCUAUUCAGCCAGAUUACUAUCGGGCGCCAGAGGUAGUACUAGGUAAUGGAUGGCAAAUGCCUGCGGAUGUUUGGAACUUUGGUGUUCUGCUGUGGGAUAUGAUCGAAGGCAAAGAACUAUUUCGGCAUAUCUAUAAUCGACAAGGUCACUACGAUGCUAAAAUACACAUCGCCGAAAUGAUAGCCUUACUUGGUCCACCUCCCCCUGAUGUCAUAGAAAGGUAUCAAUAUAUGCGAGAGUACUCGUGGCCCGAAUCUGUUAAACGAGAAGACGGCAGAGUAUGCGAGACCGCGGAGGAGUACUUUUGCGGGCCAUUCUUUGACAAUAAUGGUCACUUUCUCUACGAAAAUAUGAUCCCCGACCGGAAACUAGGCGACACAGUUUCCUUCCUUGAGGGAGAGGAGAGGGAAGCAUUUCUGGAUCUCGUCAAGGGAAUGCUUGUCUGGCAUCCAGAUGCGAGGAAAACGGCAGGUGAACUGGUGAAGCAUCCUUUUCUUCAACCAAAGCAAACAAGCGCCUGAUUUCUGCGAGAGUUUGCUAGCGGAAUGAGUCGGAAUCGUGGUUGAUCCCAGUUUGGCGGUGCCAUCAUGACCGGUGGAGGCGUAAACGUAAUUGUUUUUGAAUGACAUCUAAUAUUGUCAUCUUAUCUGCUUUGAUCGGAAAGUAAUAGCAUUAUACCUUAAAAUUGGAUCCAAGACAUCAAUCACACUUUCAUCAGGGUCAUGGUUCUAAACGCUUUUGUGACUCAAAUGAACAUAACUUGCUGCUGAAGGGAGAUUCGAAUAUUAUGUUACUAAAGAGCUCUUUCAAUGCAAGUCGUCGAACUAAUUCGGUCUGUGGGAAGUUCAAAGAGGUGAAGCGGAACAAUAAACUUCCGAAUGCUCAAUAUCGUGACUUGAAGCUAUUCCAAAGUCAACAAGUAUUACGUCUGACGAGUUUCUCCUCUCAUUACCCUUCUAGUCUUGUUGUUUGACUGCCGGGAAAGCCAUAGUAAAUCCGAAAAGAAGUAGGAUAUCAACUACAAUAUGGCUUAAGAUGGUUGGCUUCUUGUUGGGCGAGACUAGCUUACCAAUUUUCCGCACCCUGAUCGAUAAUGUACACAUAAUCUAGUUCGAAUGAAUUGGACUGGGGAAAGGAACCAACUCCCACUUCUCAAGAAGAUCCGGAUCGUCACACAGUUGUUCGAUCAUUCGGAAAGUAGAUUCAUCAUGAGGAGAGCUUGUC
Molecule: messenger RNA, 1957 nt
Organism: Aspergillus pseudotamarii
Lineage: Eukaryota; Fungi; Ascomycota; Eurotiomycetes; Eurotiales; Aspergillaceae
Product: putative protein kinase
Exons: 7
Coding region: 1-1254 (417 amino acids)
Biological process (GO): protein phosphorylation
Molecular function (GO): ATP binding; protein kinase activity
Source: RefSeq, a predicted model, not a curated record